Penicillium brevicompactum is the source of this 1884-nucleotide messenger RNA. Its product is annotated as putative dynactin Arp1 p62 subunit RO2. Gene Ontology annotation, cellular component: dynactin complex. The transcript has 2 exons. NCBI's taxonomy places the organism in Eukaryota, Fungi, Ascomycota, Eurotiomycetes, Eurotiales, Aspergillaceae. The record is from RefSeq and is a predicted model, not a curated record. Bases 1 to 1884 code for a protein of 627 amino acids.
AUGUCGCGCCCGUUCCCUUACACCUUCAUUUCCUGCCCCUGUGCAGACACUCCAGUGCCCGACCCGGCAAGGAAGCGCAGGUCCAGAGAAUCGCCGCAGAAGCAAUCCCCACAAAAGCCAGCCCCACGACCUAAUACAACAAACGGGAAAGAACCAACAAAAGAUGAGCAGCAAUCAGAAGAGGAGGACGAAGAGCAGACCUUUGACCCGCGCUCUUCGCGAUCUGAUUUCUCCCUAUAUCCCCCAGAACAGCUUCUCUACUGUGAGGAAUGCCACCAGAUCAAAUGCUCCCGAUGCAUUACAGAAGAGAUAGUGAGCUGGUAUUGUCCAAGCUGCCUGUUUGAAACGCCGAGCAGUAUGGUACGCAGUGAUGGUAAUCGAUGUGGUCGAAACUGUUUCAACUGUCCUGUGUGCACAGCUCCAUUGGCAGUGAGUACGAUCGAGAAUGCAACAGGCAGUGGAACUCAGCAAGGGCCAUGGGUGCUAUCUUGUGGAUAUUGCCUGUGGACCACCCUUGAUAUAGGCAUCAAAUUUGACAAGCCGACCAACAUCCGCAGUCAAUUGCAGAAGAUGACUGACGCCACCCCUCCGGCUGCAUUCGACCGCUCAAGGCAAGCUUCUCGUACCUUUGACAGCCUCAAGCACCCGUUGUCCAGUGCAGCCUCGGUCGAUGAGCACGCGAAUGCGCGUGAGCGUAGUAUUGAGCACCCACCUAAGGAGGAUCCAGCAGCGCCCCCAAUGGGCACGGAUGCUCGAUUCGCAGCUUUGAAAAACUUCUACCGCACCCAAAUUGCCGAGACGUCAAACUCGCCUAAUGAUCACCUCAGUUCGGACUUUGGAUUCUCUUCGCCCGGUGCUCUUAACCGACUCAUGUCCCUGUAUAGCUCAUCAUCACGCCUGAGCGGGCUGUAUGGCGGCAAUAAGAAAACCAAAUCCAAGCCACCUGUUAUGCGCGAAGCGCUGACUGCAAAUGAGGGUCUUCAGGUUGCGCCAAAGGACGGCGAGGCAGACAUCAUUGCUCGGCUUUCGUCGCCAGGCUGUGGCUGGGAUGGGGUGGCAUCACUGGAUCAACGCGCGGCUCAGUCACCAGACGCACGGUUUGUCGAUGAUCUGUUACCACUACCAGUCCUCCUUCGCACCAAGCGAGCGAAACGUUGCAAGUCUUGCAAGCACAUUCUCGUGAAACCUGAGACAAAGCCACAGUCAACGCGCUUCCGUAUUCGGCUCAUCGCUCUCAGCUAUAUUCCUCUACCAACGCUCUGCCCUCUGGCCCUAUCUUCUUCCUCUGCCCUUCCCGCCAUAGCCCCGACUCCAGACCUCGAUUCUCUUUCACCUCUUCGCCCCAUUCACGUUCUCCUCACACUUAAGAACCACAUGUUCGACCCCGUCCGCAUAACACUUGCAACACCACCCGUGACCCCAGGCCGCGUUGCUACUAAAGUCACUGUUUUAUCCCCGCAAUUCGAGAUUGGCGCGAAUAGCGAUGUCUGGGACGAGGCAUUGCAGGGGGCAUCUGCACCUUUGUCUGCAGAUUCCAAGUCUUCUGGUCUAGGUCUCCGUGGUGUGCCCGAAGCAGGCAAGGUGUGGGACAAGGGUCGCAAUUGGACCACUGUGGUGUUGGAAGUUGUCCCCGGUACGUUGCCUGGCAGCAGUGCUGAAGGAGGGAACAAUAACCCUGAGACCACUGAUGAAGACGUAGUGGCUGUUGCGGCUUCAAAGAAAGACGAGGAUGUCCUUGAGAUCCCGGUCUUUGUGCACAUGGAUUGGGAUGCAGAUGCUCAAUUGGAUCAGCAGAAUAUCGGGAGGUCUAAGGAUGAGAAAGUCACCAGGGAGCUGGCUUAUUGGAUGGUCCUAGGUGUCGGCAGAAUCCAGGCUUCAUUGUAG